This is a messenger RNA of Pistacia vera, 942 nucleotides long. Its product is annotated as UPF0481 protein At3g47200-like. The record is from RefSeq and is a predicted model, not a curated record. NCBI's taxonomy places the organism in Eukaryota, Viridiplantae, Streptophyta, Magnoliopsida, Sapindales, Anacardiaceae. The transcript is spliced from 2 exons. The coding region runs from base 1 to 942 and encodes 313 amino acids.
AUGAUAGCUCUCGUUAAAAGAGACUUGUUCUUACUGGAAAAUCAAAUUCCUUUUCAAGUCGUCAAUAAAUUGAGCGUCAAGUUCGGAGAUGAAACCGAAAAGAAGGCAAUGUUAAAUAAAUUUUUUACAAACAUCCGUAGUCUUCCUCCUCAAAGUUACAAGAAAAAGUUUCCCUGUAAUUUAUAUUUUUGGAAAAAAGAAGAGCAACAUGCAAAGGAAAAAGCAGGAACAUCAGAUGAUGAACCUGCUCAUCUUCUUGACCUUGUGCGCUCCGAUCUCUUUGUAAAAUCCGUUUGGUCUCAAAAGCCUACUAAUUGGUUUUCAUGCCGGUCAGUGAAGGAGCUCAAGGAGGUGGGAAUCCAUUUCAGGCCUAGCAAGACUAACAAAUUCACAGACGUUGCUUUUCAACCCGGGUAUCUCGCAAAACUGGAACUUCCACCAAUAUACAUUGAUGAUUCAACGAAGUCUAUGCUGCUAAACAUGGUAGCAUACGAGUCCAGCCCCAAUGGUCCUGACGAUUUUGGAGUUUCUUCAUACAUAUGCCUGAUGGAUUCGCUUAUUGACCAUGCGGAAGAUGUUAAAGAGCUUCGAUCAAAAGGUAUACUUCUGAAUUUUCUGGGGAGUGAUCAACAAGUUGCUGAUCUUUUUAAUGAGAUAGCUGAUAAUUUGGUGUCACACCCAUAUGCAUAUGCGGCUGUUAAAGAUGGAAUAGAAAAGCAUUACAAAAACAGGUUGAAGAUUUGGUUGGCAGAGUGGUUGCAUACUCAUUUCUCUAGCCCUUGGACGGUUCUUGCUUUUAUUGGUGCAGUUUUAGCACUUGUCUUGACUGUUAUUCAGACUUUAGAAUUGUUUAAGCCAAUAUAUGAGAAUCAACCAAAACGGAGAAGUUUCAACGUUAGAGACAAAGACAGUGACAAGAGUGUGGCAAAAUGUUUGACUUAA